This is a messenger RNA of Cinara cedri, 4521 nucleotides long. Lineage: Eukaryota; Metazoa; Arthropoda; Insecta; Hemiptera; Aphididae. The record is from the annotation of a GenBank genome assembly.
GAUAAGAGCUGACAUUUUUUUAAACAUUAAAAAUCUAAACGUUCAAUAUACCUAGAUCAUUUCAACUCAAUUAAAACGUUUUUAAUAGGUACCUAAUAUUAUUAUAGUUGCUGAGUGUCUAUAGGAUCCUACGAUUAUAGUUAGUUUAAUUACGAACACGAGGGAAAACGUUUGCCAUUUACACACUUGAAGGUGAAUUUUGCAAAUUAUUUUUUGUGCUUUGUUAGAUGUAUUGUUACAUCAUCAAUUAAUUAGAAUCUGAAGCUUGCGUGUUUUUUUUUUUUUUAUCAAUCUUAUUGGUGAAUUAUUAUUAAUUUUGCCGUUUACAUUAUUUUAGUUAUGCGCCAGUAGUGAACAAUAUGGAAACUAGUAGUAUACAAAUCGAAGAACCAGAAUUGGUUUUUGACGAUAGACAAAAUUAUAAUAAUACACCUAAUAAUCAGGUCAAUGGCACUGCAAUAACAUUUGAACCUUUAAAACCAGAAAAAGUCAGAUGGUUCUACAAAAGUGAUUCCAAAAGAUGGACCAAAUUCGAUGGUUUUGAUUCUUUAAAUAUAGAGUACAGGUAUAGGGCAAAUUUCGGCAAUGAAGAGGAAGCAUCUUCUUUGAAUGGAUCAUAUAAUUAUUUUGUUGGAUUAUAUACUGUUGUGGUAAGAGGUGGUCUUUAUGAAGUAGAUCUUUUGAAAAAAAAAUGCACCUCUAUAUUUUGGCCAGGUAAGUGGGAUUGUUUUACUGUGCACAUUUCUUUACUAAUUUUGGUAAUUCAAUAGGCGAAGAAGCUGACAUUUUUCGUGGUGUAUGGUUCUAUGAUGGAUAUGAACCAUAUGAAUAUGGCGAGGAAGUCGAACGAGAACAUUUAAAUCUGUUCAAAGAUGAUACCAGGAAAAUUGAAACUACUGAAGAUAAUGGAAAGUCUGGUAUUAUUGUUUUCCACUAAAGUCAUGUAAAUUAAUUAUGAUUUAAGUUAAGAAUUUCAUUAAGUUACCUUACUUUUGUUCUCAGUUUUAAAAGAUGUCACUUUCGGAGACAUGCAUAUAGUUUGGUAUUCAUUCACUGAAGUGUAUUCCUUUAAACAAAAAACUUUUAUAAAUACAAAACUUAUGAGAAGUGUUACAAAAAAAUUAGGAACUUAUUUUCAAAAAUGUAAGUAUUUUUUAUAAUGGUUUUUAUAACAUUAAACUAUAAUUUGUCUUAUAAUAUUUUAAUUAUUGAGAUUUUGAUUCCUCGAGUUUGGUAAGUUAGUUUAAAUACAUGCACAUAGCGUAAAAAAUCACGCAUUUUUAUUUUACACUAUUAAAAAGUAAAAAGGAUUUAACAAUUACACAAUAUUCAACAAAUUAAUUUUACUAUUUUCACACUUAACAAAAUUAUUAUAACCUACGAUAAUCUUAGUCACAAAGUGUUACAUCUAUUACUUUUUAAUAUUAUGUUUUAAAAUAUAAUUUGAUUACUAAACUGUAUCAAUAUUCUUGUUUUAGCUGCCGGGUAUAAAUUGAUAAGAUCAUAUAAAACAGAUGCUAAUGAAAAAGACAAGUUGAACGAUAUAACACAUUUAGUAUUUUUGAUUCAUGGAAUCGGUCAUAAAAUAGAUAAUAAAAAAAUUAUAAAAAACACUUCACAGUAAAUAUGCUUUAUAGUAAUACCUUACUACAGUAAAAGAUAUUAUUUUGAACAUUUUAUUUCAUUAAUUUUAUUAUAAUGUUGUUCCUUUAGAUUUCGCGACUGUGUUAAAUGGAUUAAACAAAAAUAUUUCUUAGGUACUGAACAGAGGGCAGAAUUUUUUCCUGUAGACUGGAGAUCACAAUGUAGUUUUGAUGGAGGUAAUAUAAUAUUAACAAAAACUAAAAGAUUGUAAUACUCAAUGUUAAUCUACUAUUAUUUUUUUUUUAAAUUCAGGCUUAGUCGAACAGAUAACGCCAUUAAAUUUAAAAAACAUCCGUCAAAUUCUAAACUCAUCAGCUAUGGACAUAAUGUACUAUUCUUCUCCAGUAUAUGGUCGAGAAAUUCAAAAUAGUUUAGCUAAUGAACUGAAUAGAUUGCAUUCAGAAUUUGUGGAACGUCACCCACAUCAUCAUUUUAAAGUAUCUAUAAUGGCACAUUCUUUGGGCAGUGUCAUAUCGUAUGAUAUUAUAACUGGAUGGGAGCCAUUUGUAAGUACCUAAUAUUGAGUAUUUUAUUUGUACAUAAUAUUAUAUAAAUACUAUCAUACUUAAUAUUACAUUAUAUUCUAGAUCAAGCGAGCUGACAAUAGUUCGCGAAUUCAUUUAAAUUUUGAAGUAUGUUCACAAUUUUUUAAAUACUAAAAAAAAAAUUUUUUUUUUUUGUAAAUUUUCAAAUGUUUUUUUAUAUUAUAGUUAGAAAAUUUCUUUUGUUUGGGUUCACCAUUGUCAGUUUUUUUGGCAUUACGCCAAAAUCAAAUAUUCAAAGAAGAUUUAGACAUGUUUCCGAUGUGGUUGGCCAAAAAAGUCUAUAACAUAUAUCAUCCAACCGAUCCUGUCGCUUAUAGGUAAAAAUAUAAAACUAUUAAUUUUUAAAAUAUAAUAAUAUGACAUGUUUUAAUGUAACAAAUUUAAUAAUUAUAUAAUUUUCUUAGGUUCGAACCACUGGUGGCUAGAGACUAUUGUCGUUACAAACCAAUUGGUAUUCAAGCGUAUGGCAUUAAAUGGGAUUAUUCUGAAGUUGGUUUAGAACUUAUAGACAGCAAUGAUUUAAGCGGCGAAGAUACCACCAACCCAACUGAAUCGAAAACUUUAGAUACAAAAAAGGAAAACGAAACUUUUAGUCGUAAGUUAAGUACUUGGUUAAACAUGUCAAGCAACAACGAAAAUAAAACUAAUAUAAAUCAGUUUGAAAAUAACACAUUACCACCUUCGAAAAAUAGUACACCAGUAGAAGGUAUUAUCUAUUUUACUAUAACAUUUAAAAUGAAAUAAUUACAAAAAAAAUGAUGUUAUUAUUCUAGCUUUGAAUCAUCGAUUGGAUUAUAUUUUGAGAGAUAGUAUCGGUGGGUCAGCCAGUAACUAUUUAUCAAUGUUGUAUACGCAUACAUCUUAUUGGUCUAAUUAUGACGUAGCAUAUUUUAUUUACACAAGAUUGUUCCCAGAGUUGGAAAAGACAGUCGAAGAUUCCUUAAGAUCUGAUAAAAAAAUCCCAAAUUACAAUCUUCAAUUUGAACAAGGUAAAAAAACCUAGUGCAAAAAAAAAUUGACUCCAGAUAUUCACUGUGUAUACAUCAUAAUAUGAAGCUCAAUUAUUUUAAAUCUUUAUGUAGUACUAUAUUGUUAUUGAUUAUUAUGUUUAUGAGUAAAAUCUAAAAACAUAUCUUUUAUUACCAUUUCGAAUCUUUCAAGGUGUUGAAGUGACUGAAGAUUUGAAACAUUCUACUUGAGAAGGAAAAUUAUCAGUACCUAAAAAAAAUCACCUUUAUUGCUUAUUAAGUGUGUAAAAUUGUUGGAAAAUAUGAGAAUAUUAUAUAUUUCAAUGGUUAGAUUUUAUAUUAUUUAACAUAAUUUAUUUUAUGUCAUGAUACGAAACAGGGUAACAAUUUUCAAACAUAUUUCUCAACAACAAUAGUCUUGUCUGUUUUCUAUCUCAAUUGAAUACUAUAAUACUAUAAUUGUCUAUUAUUCAUUUUGUUCUCGUUUAGUUUUUACAUAUUUUAUUUUAAAUGAAUUUGAAUCAUUUUUUUAUUGGUAAACUAUUCUGCACUAUUACCUAUUCAAUGUUAUCAUAAAUGGUUACUCAAUCUGAUGUGAUAUUAAUUACUAAAGAUUAUAAAAUACUGAAUAAAAAAAAUUUGUUUAAUUUAUAAUUAUCUAAUAAUAUUUGUAUAUAUAAUUUAUAUUAUAUGACCCUAUGUGUAUUUAGGUGUUUUUCAGGGGUUUGACAAUUUUUAAAUACUACAAUUAAUUUAUGUAAAUUUGUCAAACCCUCGCGAUACACCUUAUAUUGUUUAUGUACUCAUAAAUAUUAAGCAAACAAAAUGUGAUUUGUUAUAGUUUGUUUACUAGUCGAUUAUGAGAAUUUUUACACAUUUUAAUUUGUAUUAAUUUGACCACCACAUAAUAAAGGUAAAAGGCAACACAAAUUUAUAGGCCUAGUGUUAUUAGUUUCUCACUUUUUUUUUACCAAUAUGAGGUUUUGUGUCAUUUAAACAAAUGAAUAUACUAUAUGUAAAAACUUAUACUAGGUACUAAAUUAAAUUUUUUAGUUUUUAUUAAAGUAUUUUUUCCUUAUUAUUAUUAUUAUAUUAUUUUUAUAUUCAGCCAAUUGCGGUUUUAUUGUGUUAUAAUAAUUAUGUUUUAAUAUUUAUUUGUUUGGUGAACUACAUUUUACCAUCUUACUAUACAUUUUAUAAUGACCUCAACGGUUGUGAUUGUUUUAUAUAAUAUAUGUAUUUUUUUUUACAUAAAGUAUAUUAUAUAAAUACAUGAUUGUUCUGUGAUGAAAAUAUUAUAAUAAUAUAUUAUAUAUUUAUGUAUAUAUUUGAUAUUCAUAAUAUAAACAUCUUGUGAUUCAAAA